AUGACAAACGAAUGCAGCAGUACGUCUAAGACUUUGGACUUUUACUACAAUGCAUUCGACCAACUUGGAUAUUCCAAAUCACUUGCAGAAAAAAGAGUUUUGCUUUGGGACAAAGCGAUCGAACAAUUUAUGGUACGUGGUAAACUUUGGCAUGAGAAGAAUGAUAAUCUUGAUCUGAUCAUUGUUGGAAGUCGUGGAGAAGGUUGUGGAAUUUUAAGCGAUGUUGACGUGUUAUUUGUCCAUUUAUAUGUUAAAUGUUUUGAGGAAUCUCCAACUUUUUUACCAGAGAGACCCUCACAAGCAGUAUUUCAACUCGAUUUUAAAGAUGUUCCAGAAGGAUACACAACGUUGAAAUUGAUAAAGAUUGACGAUCUCCUCGAUGCUACCCAGAGAUCAAGUGACCCAUAUCUGACAAACAUCAGGGAUGCACUUGUGGAAAAGAAUGGAUUGUGCUACCUAAGAAACGAUCGGUUAAUAAUUCACGACAUAUCUAAUUUCCUUAAUGAAAGCAUUACCAAAGAAACUGUAUUUGCGGAUAUAAAUGGGCCUGCAAGGUCAGUCAUAUUUGAUGCUAAAUAUAUAAAUGUGUCAAUGGAUCUCGUUCAAUCUUUUCCAUGUUUUGGUCCAUCAGUUGGUUAUAAUUGGAGCAACCGACCCAGAAAGUACAACUGGCCGCCCAAAAACUUGAUAGAAACUGUGAAAGGAUUAGAUGUCCUAGUAGUUCCCGUUGGGAAGAAAGAUGCAACAGACGAAAUUUUACAGUGGAGAAUCUCACAGACAUUCGCUGAACAAGCGUUGGUGCGUUCUUUUAACGAUCCACAAAUAAAAAUAUUUGCCGCACUAAAAAUGUUGGUAAAACACGAGCUAAAACCUAUUUGUGAAAAUAUUACUUCCUAUGUUGUUAAAAACACAAUAUUCUGGGUUUUCGAAAAGUCAAGACCAGUUUACACGAAAGGUGACUUCUUUGAUGUACUUUUGUAUUCUUUGAGAUAUCUGAAGGUGAGCAUAGAAUGGAAGUACUUACCAAACUACAUGAUGCCCUCUAGGAAUUUAUUAGAAAGUAAAGUAUCUGUAAGGGACAGAACAGCAUGUGUAGGCCGCCUUAAUGACAUGAUUGAAGAAGGGUCUGACAUUUUAUUAAGAUGUCCGUUAGUGAAUGAAAUGUUUGAAAUGCCCCACAAUAGAUUGCAAGAGAAAAUGAUUUACAGAGAGCUUCUCGAUCAGAUAUUUCAAUCAGUAGUCGCAUUCCCAUCUACAAAUUUAAAACUGUACUUCAGAUUUCUCUAUGAACUGAAAAAAUCGAAAUAA
This is a messenger RNA of Mercenaria mercenaria, 1308 nucleotides long. RefSeq lists its product as uncharacterized. The record is from RefSeq and is a predicted model, not a curated record. The coding region runs from base 1 to 1308 and encodes 435 amino acids. Lineage: Eukaryota; Metazoa; Mollusca; Bivalvia; Venerida; Veneridae. The transcript has a single exon.